AUGCGGCUGCAGACUUUCUCAUCUCCCUCUGCUCUUCCUGUUGAUGGAGAUUUGUUCAGCUUCACUGUCACUGCUGAUUUCUCUUCUGAGAACCUAAGAAAGGAGCUAUCCUGUCUGAAAAAGAGUCUGGAGAAGAUCAGCCAGUGGGACAUCAUGACAACAGCUUUACCAGAUUGUGAUGCUCCAGUUUUCAUCCUACAGUCCCCUGAACCUCAGAGCAGAGAAGAGUUUUUACAAUACUCCUGUCCACUCACACUUGACAUAAACACGGCACACAGAGGUCUCCAUCUGUCUGAAGGGAACAAGAAAGUGACAUGUGAGAGGGCAGAGACCAAAUAUCCUGAUCAUCCUGACAGAUUUGACUGCUGGUACCAAGUUCUGUGCAGAGAAGCUCUGGCAAGGACUCGCUUUUACUGGGAGGUGGAGUGCAGGGGAGAUGAAAUUGUGAUAGGAGUCACAUAUAAAGGACUGUGCAGGAAAGGAGGGGCCAGGGAGUGCAGCCUUGGCUACAAUGAGAUGUCCUGGUGUUUGUUGUGCUCUCAUUUCCAGUACUCUGUUUAUCACAAUAGCCAGCAGACUGUAAUGAGCUCCCCCUACAGCCCCAGAAUAGGUAUAUUUCUGGACUGUCCUGCUGGCUGUCUGUCAUUUUAUAGCAUCUCGCAGACAAUGACCCUCCUGCACAAAUUCAACACCUUCUUCACUGAGCCUCUCUAUCUAGGGUUUCGGCUUGGUUGGAACUCAAGUGUAAUAAUUUGCCACCUGACACCAUGUGUCCACUGACCAGUACCCACACUUGAUGGCUACCUUACAUCUCCUUUUUUGAUUUGUAAUUUGGAGUCA
Messenger RNA from Erpetoichthys calabaricus (reedfish), 840 nucleotides. Its product is annotated as tripartite motif-containing protein 16-like. The coding region runs from base 1 to 780 and encodes 259 amino acids. The transcript is spliced from 4 exons. The record is from RefSeq and is a predicted model, not a curated record. Gene Ontology annotation, molecular function: protein binding. Lineage: Eukaryota; Metazoa; Chordata; Cladistia; Polypteriformes; Polypteridae.